Molecule: messenger RNA, 2571 nt
Organism: Mesocricetus auratus (golden hamster)
Lineage: Eukaryota; Metazoa; Chordata; Mammalia; Rodentia; Cricetidae
Product: disintegrin and metalloproteinase domain-containing protein 26A-like
Exons: 3
Coding region: 308-2416 (702 amino acids)
Biological process (GO): proteolysis; male gonad development
Cellular component (GO): sperm head plasma membrane; plasma membrane; external side of plasma membrane
Molecular function (GO): metalloendopeptidase activity
Source: RefSeq, a predicted model, not a curated record
UAAAAAUAUUUUGUAAGAAAGACCAUAGGAACACAUGCAUCACUUUACCUGAUGGAAAUCUACAGUUGGUGUUGAGGAAAGGUUGAAAAUUAGAACAUUCAGAAACAAUGUGAAAAUGAGAGCAAGUUAUCAAAAAAUUUUCUGAUGCUCUGAUCGUUCAACUCUGCCAGAAGACACAUUACAAAAGGCCAGUGCUGCAUACAACCUGACAAACUGAGGUCUAGGAGAGCAAGCCUUCUCAUGAUCCCCCUUUGUUCUCUAACAGGACAUAGUGUCUGUGGGUGAGGCCCUGGCCCACGAGAGGAUCAUGGUCCUUCAACUCUGCCUGUGGAUCGUGCUCUUCCUCUCCACAUGGGCUCCAACUACACAUGCUGAGUACAGUAGCCCUCCAGAAGUAGUGAUACCCCUGAGGGUCACUGAUACUAGGAUCCAUAGUAGUUCUCCAGACUGGUUGUCCUAUAGCCUGCGCUUUGGAGGAGAGAGACAUAUUAUUACCAUGAAACCCACAAAAUACUUCAUAUCCAGAAACUUCCUACUGUUAACCUACACUGACCAAGGUGAUCUCCUUGCUGAACAGCCUUUUGUGCAGACUGACUGCUACUACCAGGGCAAUGUAGAUGGAGACCCAGAUUCCAUGGUGAUUAUUAAUACCUGUUUGGGGGGUUUGCAAGGCAUGUUAGAGAUAAAUGGCACGGUUUAUGAAAUCAUGCCCCAGAAGUCAACUUCCACAUUUGAACACCUUGCUUACAAAAUAGAGAGUGAGGACUCAGAAUCAUUUUCUAUGAGAUGUGCGUUAACAGAAGAGGAGAUAGCACGACAAAAGAAGAUUCAAGAAAGCAAAGACCCCAUACUUAUGCAAAGCCAAUAUGAGAACUGGUGGACCCAUCACAAAUAUCUUGAAUAUUUUGUGGUGAUAGAUAACAAACGAUAUGUUUAUAGAAACAAUAAUAUCACAACUUGUAUUCAUGACAUUUUGCAAAUAGUCAAUGGAAUAAAUGGUUAUUAUCUUCAAAUAGAUAUUGAGGUGAUUUUAACUACACUUCAAGUGUGGAGUGAACAAAAUCACAUCAAUGUAGAAGAAAAUAUAUAUAGUGUCCUAAAUAGUUUCUGCAGUUGGAAGCAAAGAAACAUUGGCAAUCAAAUUAGAUAUGAUAUCAUACAUCUUUUUCCCAGGCAAGGCUAUGGUAUCUAUUUAGGGCUAGCUCAUCUAGGUACACUUUGUUCACGUUAUAAUUGUGCUGUUAACAGUUUUGCAUCUGAUUCAAUAGCAGAAUUGGCAUUCGUUUUAGCACAUGAGAUGGGUCACAAUUUGGGUAUGCAUCAUGAUGACCGUGAUUGUACUUGUGGGAUAAGCAGCUGCAUAAUGGCCGCACACAAAUCUAAUUCCCAUAGAUUCAGCAACUGCAGUUAUGCAUAUCUCUAUGACACUAUUACCAGAAAAACCUGUUUGCACAAUUUUCCAGAGGAAGUCGUCGGCUCAAACCUGACCUGGUGUGGGAAUAAUAUAGUAGAGGAGGGGGAGCAGUGUGACUGUGGGUCCCCUCAAUUAUGUGAAAAUGACCCAUGCUGUAGGCCAGACUGUGCGUUCAAACCUGGUGCUGAAUGUGCUUUUGGACUUUGUUGCAAAGAUUGCAAGCUCAUUCCCACAGGCACAGUGUGUAGAAAGCAGAACAAUGAGUGUGACCUUCCAGAGUGGUGCAAUGGAACUUCAGCUAAGUGCCCAGAAGAUGUGUACGUGGAGGAUGGACAUCUCUGCAGUGGUAGUGGUUAUUGCUAUAAAAGCGUAUGUCAUAAACAUGAGAAACAUUGUCAAACAAUUUUUGGCAAGGGAGCCAAGAGUGCCAAUGAGAUUUGCUACAUGGAAUUGAACAAACGGGGUGACCGUUUUGGUAAUUGUGGUAACAAUAGCUAUAACUACAUACAAUGCAAUAGCAACGAUGUACUCUGUGGACGAAUUCAGUGUGAAAACAUAACAGAGCUUCCCCAUACGGGAAAACAUGAAACAGUACAUUGGACUCACAUCAAAAAUGUCACCUGCUGGACUGUGGACUACCAUUUUGGCAUAACCAAAGCUGACAUUGGGGCAGUGAAAGAUGGCACUCCUUGUGGUCUAGACCAUUUAUGCAUUGACAGGAAGUGUGUCAAUAAUUCUUUUUUGUUAAGUAACUGUUCAGCAACCCAUUGCCAUAAGAGAGGAGUCUGUAACAACAAACAUCACUGCCAUUGUGAUGUCAGAUGGGAGCCACCAGACUGUAGGGUAAGAGGUUUUGGAGGUAGUAUAGACAGUGGACCACCUCCAGGGAGAUUCUCAAAAUCCACUCGGGGUAAAUAUUUGGCAUUUUUUUUAAUUCUUUUUGUGGUUUUGUUACUUUGCUUAAGUGGCCUAAUGAAGAGGAUUCAAUAUUCCUUAAACUAAAAUGACAGGGAGUGCCACGAGCAGAACCCACAUCUGGUGUUAAAAUUUCACCUGAAAAACAAAACUGCAACCUUGAAUGUUUGCCUGCAGAGGAAGAUGCCAAAGACUAAAAGAAAACACAAAGGAAAGAAUAAAAAAUAUGUAUCCUAUAAGAA